Molecule: messenger RNA, 3475 nt
Organism: Anguilla anguilla (European eel)
Lineage: Eukaryota; Metazoa; Chordata; Actinopteri; Anguilliformes; Anguillidae
Gene: narf
Product: nuclear prelamin A recognition factor
Exons: 12
Coding region: 664-2058 (464 amino acids)
Cellular component (GO): lamin filament
Molecular function (GO): lamin binding
Source: RefSeq, a predicted model, not a curated record
GAAUACGUACCACGAUCUACUACGUUUGGUGUUAACCGGUGCCUUGGUCAGCAAGCUAGGUCAAAUGAGGUAGCCUUCGUUAGGGAGAAUGUGUCCUUCGCCCUUUUGUUUUCAUUAUUUCGGCUCCACAGCAGACGCUUGAAAAUACCAGCAUUUCAGAUUAUUGUGAUUUUGUUGAUUAUCCUAUGGUUUUGCUUUUGCAUGUGUAUUUUGUAAGAUGGUCAUAUCUCAUUGGUUAUUCUUGUACUAUGCUAAUGGCACCCAUACUUUUUAUCACUGAAAUAUUGGCUUCAGUACGAUAAUGUAAAUCAACCAAAAUAUGCGAGUCGUUCUUAGUAGUACAGACGGGAUGUUAGUGCUUUACCACUGAAUGUUUCCUUUGUGGCAUUUGCCUUUGCAGUCAAACAGAUGAAAUUGUUGUCUUAAUUUUCAUGGCCACCUACACUGUGUCCAGCUUUGUUUUGAUUGAACAGAAAAGUGCACUGUCAUUCAUUAUAGUCACGCUAUGAGUCAGAAUUAUAUUAUUUGUAUGGUUACUUUCUAUUUACCAUUUUACUGAAGCUGAUUUUCCCACGUCGAGGAAACAAACGCUUUAUUGGACAGAGUUUAUAUGCUGUUUGCGGUUGAGGCAGCACACGUAGGCUACUAUAUUUUUCAAAGACAAUGUCCGAAAUCAAUAUUGGAAAGCGAAAAGAAAAAUGUGAAAACUGCUCCAAGCAGCAGUGCAGCAAGAAACAAAGCAAAGAAGGCCCAAGUUCACCACAGGAGAAGGCUGUGGCCAAUGGGGAGCUGAGCGAACCGUACCAGACGCAGAAGGUUUUGCUGAGUUCAUGCUUGUCCUGUGAGGGCUGUUUGUCAGAGGAAGAAAGCCAGCGCAUCUCCCAGCAGAACCUGGAGGAGUUCAAGACAGUGCUCGGCCUAAACAAGCGGUGUGAUGCCUCAAAACACAAAGUGCUGGUGGUCUCUGUGUGCCCCCAGUCUCUUCCUUUCUUUGCUGCCAAGUUCUGCCUGGGCAUCCCAGAGGCCACACACAAACUCUGCGGCUUUUUAAAGAGCCUGGGCGUCCAUCAUGUUUUCGACACCACACUUGCAGCUGGCUUCAGUAUCCUGGAGAGCCAGAGGGAGUUUGUUCAGAGGUUCCGGCGCAGACAUCAUGAUUCUCAUGCCCUCCCCAUGUUCACGUCCUCUUGUCCAGGAUGGAUUCGCUAUGCUGAGCGGGUCUUGGGCAGUCUGGUCACCCCACAUAUAUGCACAGCCAAGUCCCCGCAACAGAUCAUGGGCUCUCUGGUCAAGGAUUUCUUCACACAACAACAGAAGCUGACCCCAGACAAGGUCUUCCAUAUUGUGGUGGCCCCCUGCUAUGACAAGAAGCUGGAGGCAGUCCGAGAGGAAUUCUUCAACAGCCUGCUGGAGAGUCGCGAUGUUGACUGCGUGCUGACCUCAGGUGAAAUAUUUCAGAUGAUGGAGGAGCAGAAAGUGACAAUUGGUAAUUUGGAUUCUGUCCCCUUGGAUCAUGUGUUUGGGGAGGCGGAUGGGGCAGGUCUGGUGAGGCAUGAGGGCAGAGGUUCAGAGGGUUUCCUGGAACACAUCUUCAAAAAUGCUGCUAAGGAGCUGUUUGGCUUUGAGGUGAACGAAAUCGUAUACAAGACACUGAGGAAUCGAGACUUCCAGGAGGUGUCCCUUGAGCGCGACGGGGAGACGCUGCUGCAGUUUGCGGCCAUCUACGGCUUCCGCAACAUCCAGACCCUGGUGCACCGCAUGAGGAAGGGCCGGGUGCGGUACCAGCUGGUGGAGGUGCUCUCCUGCCCCGGAGGCUGUCUGGGCGGGCGGGGCCAGGCUGAGGGCGAGGGGGGGCGCGUGGAUAAGGUCCUCGCCCAGCAGAUGGAGGAGGCCUACAGCAGCCUGCCCGUGAGGCUGCCGGAGAUGAACCCGGAGCUCCAGCGGCUGUACCGGGACUGGCUGGAGGGGCAGGACUCCCCGCGCACCCUGCAGGCCCUCCACACGCAGUACUCCCAGCAGGAGCAGCCGCACACACUGCCUCCCCACAUCCAGUGGUGAGGACGCUGGUCCCCCGCCCGGGGUCCCCCCCUCCCCCAGCCCGGGGUCCCCCCCCCCCCAGCCCGUGGUCCCUCGCCAGCCCGGGGUCCCCCGCCAGCCUGCAAUCUCUGCUCACCGUCCUGGCUGGGUGCCCGCUGGAAGCCCCAGUGCCCCAUGCCCAGGUCCACUUCCAUUUUCCUCUUUCUGGAGAGCUUGUUUCUAGAGAGAGGCAGGCAACAUCCGGAGUCCUGCUCCACAUAAUGCAUCUAAUCAGUGAGCGGUCUUCCGCCAUCCAAGUCUGCAAUAACCCUGAAGUAUCUGAAAAUCAUUCACUUGCACUGAAUGCAAGUGCGGAAGUAGGAGUAUGGUGCUUAUUUGGGUAUUGAAGACCAGGUAAAUGAAUAAUUGCAACAACAACAAAAAAAUGCCAGUAUGUGCUGUUAAUUAAUUAUGGUCACAUUACACGUGUUGUAGCAGACAUACUGUGAUAUAAGCCUGUGGAGUUUGCAGUGCCUACAAGAGGAUGACGAUACCGUUUGAAGCAGUUUUCUGCAUAAUGCCUAGUGGUGAAAUCUGGUGAUAUGGUACUGUGAAGAAUCAGGUUUGCUUUCUUCAGAACCUAUGUAUCCCCACACUUUCUCUUGUAUGAAGAAUACAAUGUUUUGAAGCUUGCCAUUUUUAAAGCUGGCGUUUGUUAAUGCUCACCUCGAAAUGAAGGGAAGUCUUGGUUCAGUGCCUGGAAUACACCUAGUCAAGAGGGCUUUUAAAUGGUCUUUUAUGUUUGUUUGUUUUUUAUCUGCCAAAUGGUGGUAAAUUUGAUUAAAAUAUUUCAGAAUGAAGGUACUGGAUGAUUUUGUCUUUCAUACUGUGUUAUGUAUUGUUGAAUUGGGACUGUGGUAUAAUUUAAUGUUCAGCCUAUUAUACAGUUUAAACGUUAAUUUGAAUAAAUAUACCACACCUGCUGAAUUGAAUUGAGAAAGUGCAGACCAUGAACAUAACAGGAGAAAAUGUGACCGUAGAUCUGCUAUUUAAUUAAAUAAAUAAAUAAAUUUUUUUUGCAUUUUAAACACUCACAUCAAGUGCCCUACAGAUGGAUGGUAACCGUUGAGUGAAAUUUGUUAUUUUUACUGUGUACUUAAGGCAACAUUAGACAGACAGAAACAGCAGAGAAUCGACUGAAAGCAGGUGCAUUGAAGGCCUGGAAAGGCAUUUCCAACAAAGAUGAAAAACGUUUGGUAAUGUCAAUGGGUCGUAGACUUGAUGCAGUUAUGGCAUUCAAGGGCUAUGCAAACCAAUAUUAGAGUUUAUUGCUUUGAUAUACUUUUUUAGUUAAUCUGUUAAUUUUGCACAGGAGCAAAUGGGGGACGCAACACAAAAACAGCUGUUUUGGUGAAUUUGGUGAAUAAAGCAUAUACACAUGUUAAUACCAUGAAAUAAA